GGAUUCCUGACCGUAAAGUUGAGCAAGGUCCUGUUCGCGCGUGGCGGCGUGCUGGACACGUUCGGUUCGGCGGCGGCGAAGGUCGAAGCAUCGGUGUCCAACGAUAUGGCCGAGGCGCUCAUCUUAACCGCAGACAGCCUCCAGGGCGCAGUCCCCGCCAAGGAGGUCCAAGAGUAUUCCUCCCUGGCAGUUACUAAAUUUCUGUCGCAUCGAGUUCCUUUGGCGAAGACCGUGAAGCUCGCUAUCCAGGACAGUGACGGCGACACAGUGGAAUACAAUGUUUCUUGCGUUGCGCUUUUAUGGGCCCCUUUCUUCGCCGACGCGCAGAAGAGCCUCGCCACCUUCAACGAGUUCGCGUCGAAGAUCGUUCCCGUCGAAGGGUUGACCAGCGAGAACAGAGAGUCGGCGGUCACAUCCAUAGCGGACCUCUUGACAGAGUGCAAGAAGGUCUCGGACAGCCGCCGAACGGUUGACAACUUCAAGAAGCAGGUCGACGAGGCCAAGGCAGCCGGCGCGGAGAUGCAGCAGAUGCAGGGCGUGGACACAGUCUACUUUGCCAUUGACGUCAUGUGCGACCGGGCGACCAACGCCUUGAGUGAGGCGGCGAAUCAGCUGUUCAACAAGAUGAAGGCCACCGUCUCAGAGCUUCUCGAGAAGAUCGGCGACCUUGAGAAGUACUUGGCCCGGCUCGACGACUCGAGCACGACCGUCGCCAAGUCGGACCGCGAGGAGCUGUACAAGUUUGUGUGCACGCAAGAUACGAGAGCCCUGUACCAAGAGUUCAGGUGGGUGAGCGACAACACUGCAGAACUUCGCAAGAUGCUGGCGGAGUUCAACAACGGCGAGCCCAUGAUCAACUUCGAGACGGACGAGGUGUUCCAGCGCGCGGGGAAGCUUGCGGCCAGCAGCACAAUGAUGCAGUCCUUCUGGAGGCCCUUGAAACCAGAGGAAAGCCGAACCACCUUGGUCAGGCGGUGCGUGCGGGCUCUGAAUCCAGAUGUCCGCGGGGUCCUGAUGAAGCCUCACGCGUGCGUGCAGCAGGCGUGCUCCAAUUUGUCGGCCGUCACCGACGACGCAGAUGACAAACCUGCGGAGGACAGACCUGCGGAGCAGGUCGAGCCCGCCGCCGAGGAGGUCGUUGUGGUCGAUGCUGAGGCGGCGACCAGGCGCCGCAGCAGCCAGGGCAGCCAGGGCGGCGGCGCCCCCAAGCGGCCCAAGGCCCGCAAGUGA
Prorocentrum cordatum is the source of this 1230-nucleotide messenger RNA. The record is from the annotation of a GenBank genome assembly. NCBI's taxonomy places the organism in Eukaryota, Dinophyceae, Prorocentrales, Prorocentraceae.